AUGGAAAGCGUGAAGAAAUGGUUGACGGAGCGAACUGCAAAGAAGAACGGCAUUUAUGUACACUAUAGCCCGCCUAAAGUGGUAGGUGUAGUAUCAGCAGCUCAAUUGCGACAGUGGGCACGCGGCGGCGUGGACAGCAGACUGGAGCGAGCAGUCCUCGCAGGGCAAGGCCGACGGCUGCUGGCCGAGGCCGAAGCUAUGCACAUAUCUAGCCACCUGACACAUCUGGUCGCCAAGUGCGAUGCUCUCCAUGCAGCUGUUGAAAGAGGAUCGCUGCUUGAUCUCCAGGUAUUACUGGAGUUAUUAGAGAGCGACUACAAUCGCCGUAAAUAUGUGAUGUGUCGGGACGAGGCGAGUGUCGGGCUCCUUCACAAAGCCGUCUACUACGACUUCAUGGACAUCGCUGCCUAUCUCGUCAAGAAUUACCCUCAGCUAGUGCAUCAGAAGGAUUCGGAGGGCCGCACACCAUUGCACUACACGGUGUUAUGUCGUGACGAGGCCGGCGCGGCAAGCCUUCUGGAGGGCGCGGGGGCGGCUCGGGCCGUCCGCGACGCUGCCGGCCGAACACCCGCACAUUACCGCGGCACCGCGCGCGAGCUUCUCGUUCUUCCCGACACAGCGAUGGCGCGCGACAACAAAAACGCACCAGGUUUGGUGAUCAAGCGUCACAACAUUAGAAUAUGGUGCCAUGACUGUGAUAUGGUGCGACUGCAGCGCGUUGUUUGGGAGGGCCACGGCUCAAGGCUUCUCAGUGAAGUGUCUAACCAGCAUGUCGUCAAACGUUUUCUGGAAGCUGUGCCUUACAUUAUGAACACCAUCCGCGAUAUCCACAAUGACGUCAUACAGAACGAUCUGGAAAGUUUGAUGAAGCAUGCUGGUGACCCUGUACCGCCUCAAGCUUUGUCCAGCAGAGAUCCUAACUUUAUGACCGUUUUACACAAGGCUGCUGGUCUCGGGCAUGGUGGUAUUCUCAAGUACAUCGUUGAAAGGUAUCCUCAAGGUAUAAAUGACGUAGACAAUGAUGGGCGUACACCUCUUCACUAUGCUGCAUCCGUGAGAGAUGAACAACAUACAUACAACACAUUAGUCAGUCUGGGAGCUGAUGAAAGCGUUGUUGAUAACAAAAACAGAACACCAGGUUAUUACGUAAAUAGACCACAAGACGUAGACAAGAACAAUUUUAAGAUAUUACCUGAUGCGCCUAGAACUCCAUCAAGUGCAUACCCAAGUUCUUGGGAUUGGAAGCUAUUGGACACUGAAGUCAUAGCUGAAUUGAAUAAAAAGUCUAGGCGGAGGCACUUAAAAGCUUCAAAUGAAAAUAUAUCUUCAAAAGAUACAAAUACUGUCUCCGAUACCACUGACAACCAAACCGGUGGAAUGAAAGGCAGCAGCACGCAUGAACAUAUUAAUAGUUUGCCUGAAUUAGAUGAUGCGAAACAGACAAAAGACGAUAUUGAAAAUCGCAUUGCAAACGUAGAAAGUAAUAAGGAAUCAGAAGUCGACGAAAAUAAUGAAGAUCAAAACAAUUUACAUUUGUUACAAAAUAAUGAGGAAGAACAAGAGGCAGAAUCCAGUAAUGUAAAUGCAGAGGAGCCCAACAACGAUGUCGAAGAAGUUACUGCUGACACAGAAAAUAAUACUGAAAGAAAAGAAGACACAAAGAAUAUAAAGAAAGAAAACAACGAAAUCGAAGAAGAAGACAAAGAGAAAGAAGAAAAGGGCAAUGAAAAAGAAGAAACUAAUGAGAAAGAAGAAGCCAACGAAGACGAAAAAGAAGAAGCUAAUGAAGAAGAAGAAGAAGCCAAUGAAAAAAAAGACGGUGACGAAAAAGAAGAAAAAAAUGAAGAACACAACAAAAUGGAAGAAGAAAAAGACACCAAAAAAGAAGAAGAAGAAGACAAUAAAGAAGAAGAAGACAGCAAAGAAGGGGAAGACAACAAAGAAGGAGACAAAAGUAAUGAAGUAGACGACAGUAAGGAAGAAAAAGACAACAAAAAGGAUGAAGAAAUUGUUGGUGAGUUGCUUAAAGAUCAUAUACACACUGACACAAACACUAACGAAAUCGUAGAUAGAUUACAACAGGAACUGGAACAAGCUGAAGUUAAAUCCAAAAAUGAAAAUGAACAUGAAAAAGACUAUGAUGAGCGUGAGUCUAUAAUAGGUCAGACUCGUGAUACCACAGAAGAACAACUUUCUAGAAAUAUAAAUAUGAAUUACGCUGAAGGUAAUGACAAGGCUAAUGAAGAGACUGCUAACGUUAUUAAUUUUAUAGCGGAAAAUGAAGAAACAAGGCAUAUUAAAGACAAUUCAAAUCGUGAUAAUGAGGGCAUAACAGUAGAACACAAUAGUCUUAGUGACGAUCACCCUGAGCAUGAGGAACAUGAUUUAAGUGAUACUGAGACUAAAGAUAACAAGUCUCAUGCAAGUAUAGAAAACAAAAGUGAUAAAGUUGCCGAGGAUGAUGCUACUACAAACGAAGGUAAUAAUAAUGGUGAGCAUAACGAAGAUGAUGACGAUGUUCAAGUACAAGGAGAAACAAAUUCUGAAUAUAGUGAUUCGAACCUUAAAAGUACAGCGGAACUGUUUGACUUGGAAAGUGCCAAGAGAGGAAACGUGUCCAACGGCAGAAGUACACAAGAAAGUCUUAUAGAAGGUCUCGUAAGUGCCGAUGCCGAGCAGGAUUCACAGGAUGCAAGCAUGACGCAAAGAGAAGAAUCAGUGCAUGGAGAAGUUCUUGUUGUUGACAAUGAGAUAGACCCAGAAGUAACAGAUUUAAUUAAUAACGCAAACAUGGAAAUGCUGGCUACGUUAGUUUUAAAUGGGGAAGGCUCAAGACUAAUAGGAAGACAUUCAAGAAAUUCUGAACUACAAGCAUUCCUAGAUAAUGUUCCAACAUACAUGCAAAAAAUAAACAAAGUUCACAUAGCUGCAAGGGAAGGAAAUAUUAGAGAUCUUCAGGCUGCUCUGGAUAGAAGAAAAUUUGCUAUAGCUCGCGAUCCAAUAUCACCAAACGGAGCUACACCUUUGCAUGUGGCAACAAUAUUUGGAAAAACGAAUAUAAUGAAAUACUUGGGUGGUAGGUUUCCUGAAACUCUCUCAGCGGUUGAUUUUGAAGGCAGAACUGCUUUACACUAUGCAGCAGUCUUGCCAGAUAAUGGACAUUAUUACAAUUUACUUCAACAACUGGGUGCCAAUUCAAAAGAUUUAGAUGACAAUGGUAGGUCGGCUGAGGACUAUCAGAAAAAUCCGGCCGCAUUACCAUUCGAUCAACUUCUAUCGGAUUAUGGUAUCAGUGCAGAUGAUGUGCAAAAUAUGUUUUCCGACAAAGUGCCCGAGGAUCAUGUAUCGUCUCGACGCAUUUUGGAAGCCCCCGAGGCUCUGGAUACAUUGGAUCGAUGCUACCGCCUCCUCGCUUCUGCUAAACCAGUCCGUACGCCUUUAUCGGCUUCAUCUAAUAGAGCCACUCCUCCGCUAGUUCUUGGAAGAUUCCUUAAAAAGCAUGUUUUUGACAGUAUCAAAUAUAGAGUGACAAAACUUGAUCAUGAUCUUUUUGAUGUCAUUUGGCCUGCUGUUAAGAAACUUCCUGAUAAUAGAAAUAUAGUACAAACAGUUGAAGAAGACUUCCCAGGAGGCAUAACAGCCCCAGAUUAUUAUGUAUAUAAAGUGUUUCAUGAGUUUUUAAUGCCCUUAAUAAAGGAUCUUCACAACAUAAAUAUCAAUUCAGAGUUACCAAUACAUCCUAAAUCGGACUUUUUACAAUCCUCGUCUGCGAAGUUAUCUAAAGAACCUCUUGUUGAAUUAAAUUUUGAUCCAAAUGACGAAUUUAUACUUUCUGGUUCAAUAGAAUGCGCUCGAAACUUAGAAGGUUUUGAACUACCUUUAAAUUUAAAAGUGGGAAAGCUGGAAACUAUAGAAAGAAUUGUAACUACAAUAUUGAUGCAAGAAGAAUUUUCGAAAUUUUGUGAACAGACUAACCCGGAAUCAGAUCAGAAAGGAGGUACUUACUACACAUUAAACGAGGUUAUGGAAAAGCCAUCUGAAAUUUGCGCCACGCUUGCAUCGAGUGGUCUAUUGAUAGCUCUCUGCGAUAGAGAAGAUAUUGAUGACAGUAUGAGGCUACAUGGCAGGCAUUGGCCUUAUGGACGAGGUGUAUUUGUAAGUGAUGACAAAAGUGUUGCUGUAUGGAUUAACGUCCAUGACCAUAUUCGAAUACUUGUCUCUACCCCACAAGAAUCACCGGGAGAAGUAGGUCUUCCGUUUAGUAAACUAUCUUACAUAAUGACUUAUCUUCACGAAAAACUUGACUUCGUGUUUGAUGUCAAACUGGGCCACUUAUCAGCUAGACCAACUUAUUUGGGUGCUGCUAUUCGCUUUAGUCUUAUCGUUAAUUUUCCUGGACUGUCAAAGGAUCCAGACAACAUGAAACAUUUAUGUGCUAUGAGAGGUCUGCAGUACCGUGAAACUUUAAGUACUGACAUCGCCAGAAUUAGCAACUACCAAUGCUUGGGUAUAACUGAGGGAAGCUGUUUCCAUGAUUUCGGCACAGCAGCUUCUAAUCUUCUUCAUCUUGAAAAGGAUUUAUCGAUGCAAAAUUCAGCCCAUAUAGCAACAAUGUUAUCAAAUAUAUUUCGAAGAAAGAGAAGUAGCUUAACUGGUCAAGAGAGUCCAGAAAAAAAGGAGAAGUUAUAA
Arctia plantaginis is the source of this 4689-nucleotide messenger RNA. The record is from the annotation of a GenBank genome assembly. Lineage: Eukaryota; Metazoa; Arthropoda; Insecta; Lepidoptera; Erebidae.